Messenger RNA from Penicillium cataractarum, 789 nucleotides. RefSeq names its product VIT1/CCC1 transporter family protein. Gene Ontology annotation, cellular component: fungal-type vacuole membrane. The coding region runs from base 1 to 789 and encodes 262 amino acids. The transcript has 3 exons. Gene Ontology annotation, molecular function: manganese ion transmembrane transporter activity; iron ion transmembrane transporter activity. The record is from RefSeq and is a predicted model, not a curated record. Gene Ontology annotation, biological process: intracellular manganese ion homeostasis. NCBI's taxonomy places the organism in Eukaryota, Fungi, Ascomycota, Eurotiomycetes, Eurotiales, Aspergillaceae.
AUGCCCUCCUCAUUAGCAGAGCCCGUGAGCGAAACUCCUAUUCCAACACAUGCGGCUUCUGAACGCCACUUUGAUUAUGGUGCAGUCAUUCGAGAUAUAACCAUCGGCUUUGCGGAUGGUAUGACCGUUCCGUUUGCCCUGACAGCCGGUUUAUCAAGUCUUGGAUCCUCCAAAAUUGUGAUUGUCGGUGGUCUUGCGGAAUUGUUUAGCGGAGCUAUAUCGAUGGGACUUGGUGCAUAUCUUGCAGCUAUUACCGAUCGAGACCACUACAAGAGCGAAGAGGCGCGUGAGCGUGAAGAAGUUCUCACCAAGCCUGUGGCAGAAAAGGAGGAGUGUUAUGAGAUUCUCGAUAGUUAUGGCAUCUCUAGAGAAGCAAGUAAGUCUGCGAUUGAGUGCCUUACUCAGGAUACCGAGCAGUGGAUUCGGUUUAUGAUGGACUUUGAAUUGAAACUUGAAAAGCCAGAUGUCUCCCGAGCAUGGAUUUCGGCAGCUACAAUGGGCAUGUCAUACUUCAUCGGUGGCCUCCUCCCUCUGACCCCAUACUUCGCUAUAAAAAAUACAACCCACGCCUUGUUCAUCUCCAUUAGCAUCACCGUCGUUGUCUGCCUCACGUUUGGCUUCUUCAAAUACUACGCCAUCCUCAAGACUAAGCGUGCGGGGUUCUAUGGAGCUUUACAAACACUGUUGGCAGGCGCGCUUGCGGCAGGUGCAAGUUAUGGCAUUGUCUACGAGGUGGAUCAUAGCAAUAUUGAUUCAUUGAAUUAUGGAAAUGUAUCAGGCGAUUUAUGA